AGAUUGCCGCAUCGCGGGGCAGAAGGUCAGGUGGGUUGUCGGGUGAAUUUCCACAGCGAAUAAAUGCCAGUGUGAGCGUGGAUUGGGUCUGUGACGGUUCUUGGAGCCUGAGCGGCUGAAGCUCUCCUCAUGUCCGGGUCACGGUGCGCGCGGCUGGGCGGGCCGCUGGUCCGCCAGCUGCUGGACUCCGUGGACAGCGUGCUGUUCGACUGCGACGGCGUGAUCUGGCGGGGGGACCAGGCCAUCCCCGGGGCCGCCCGGGUCAUCAGCCUGCUCAAGCAGCGCGGCAAGAAGGUCUUCUUCGUCACCAACAACAGCACCAAGACCCGGAAGAUGUACGCCGACAAGCUGUCCUCUCUGGGCUUUGACGCCGCGGAGGACGAGGUGUUCGGAACCGCGUUCUGCUGCGCCGCGUACCUGCGGUCGGAGUGCGGGCUGCGGGGCAAGGUCUACCUGGUGGGGAGCGACGCCAUGCGGCAGGAGCUGGAGGCCGUGGGCAUCCAGGCGGUCGGCGUGGGGCCGGACCCGGUGUCCGGGAAGCAGCUGGACUGGGCCAGCGUGCCUCUGGACCCGGAGGUCCAGGCGGUGGUGGUCGGGUUCGACGAACACUUCAGCUACAUGAAGCUGAACCGAGCCAUGCAGUACCUGACCCAGAAGGACUGCCUGUUUGUCGGAACCAACAGGGACACCAGGCUGCCUCUGGAGGGGGGCAAGGCGGUUCCAGGUACGGGCUGCCUGCUGCAGGCCGUAGAAACGGCCGCCCAGCGCCAGGCCCAGACGGUGGGCAAACCCAGCCGCUUCAUGUUUGAGUGCGUGGCGCGGCGGUUCGACCUGCGGCCGGAGCGCUGCCUGAUGGUCGGCGACCGGCUGGACACCGACAUCCUGCUGGGCUCCGCCUGCGGCCUGAAGACGCUGCUGACCCUGACCGGGGUCAGCACCGCUGCCGAGGCCGCCGCCCACCGCGACAGCGGCGACAAUGAGCGCCGCGCCAUGGUGCCCGACUAUUAUGUGGAGAGCAUCGCCGACCUGCUGCCGGCGCUGCAGGGAGAAGACGACCCGUCGCUUUGAAGGGAAUAUUUUAUCACUUGGCUUAAAGCUGCAGAUGAAACGUUUAUAAAAAUGUAUAUUUAUUGAAAUGAUUCUAUGGUGAGACAGAUAAUCUGUGA
Molecule: messenger RNA, 1166 nt
Organism: Xiphophorus maculatus (southern platyfish)
Lineage: Eukaryota; Metazoa; Chordata; Actinopteri; Cyprinodontiformes; Poeciliidae
Gene: pgp
Product: phosphoglycolate phosphatase
Exons: 2
Coding region: 130-1068 (312 amino acids)
Cellular component (GO): cytoplasm
Molecular function (GO): sn-glycerol 3-phosphatase activity
Source: RefSeq, a predicted model, not a curated record